Molecule: messenger RNA, 1169 nt
Organism: Topomyia yanbarensis
Lineage: Eukaryota; Metazoa; Arthropoda; Insecta; Diptera; Culicidae
Gene: BORCS6
Product: BLOC-1-related complex subunit 6
Exons: 3
Coding region: 168-1004 (278 amino acids)
Biological process (GO): lysosome localization
Cellular component (GO): BORC complex
Source: RefSeq, a predicted model, not a curated record
UAACCAAAACAAAAAAGUGCUGUUUGCAGUCCGAAAAUAUUAAUUUAUUGAUAUUUCGAUACUCUUUAUAAUUAAUGAGAUUGUUGGUACAGGACUGUGUAGCGAAAUGAUCUAUUCAUCGAAAUAAAUUCUAAACAUACUAUAAAUUGAGUGAUAUAUUCGAUAAUAUGUCAGCUGAAGAACUAAGAAACCCAUUUAUCGAUCCGUCGGCUGCAAAUACUGUAACUAUUGAUAGCACGGAUGCACCAGAUCUGGAUAAAGAGGAGCUGGAAGAUGUACCUGCAGCGAUGACGGAGUCGUAUAGUGAAAUUGCAUACACCCAAAAUUUUUUUGGCGCUGGUAGCACAGAAGAUCCCGAAGGGGGAAUCAAUCUCAAUAAUAUUCGCUCUGGUUCAUCCUCAUCAUCUUCGUCGCAAACUAGAAGGCGCCCAGAUUCACUAAACUGUGAUAAGAGGAAAGAUGCUUUCCCAUAUAAUUUGGAAGGCACUGUACGGGUAGACGGCAAUAUGACACAUUUUGUUGCCGAGAACCUAGAAUAUAAAAUCAAACUGGCGAGUCCGGUAACGGUAACGCGGAAGGACUCUGGCAAUCCCUCUUCAUCCCGGCAAAGUACGCCAUCGGCAGCAACCGGAGGCGGUAGUACUAGCAACUAUGGCCUAAUGCCAAAACCAUUCAUGAUACCACCGCACCUUAAUCAAAUCGAUCCUAACGCGCUGAAUGAAAUCGAACGGGAGGCGCAAGCAUUGGCCGCCUCGGUUGACAACCUCACCGAGAGCCUCUGCUCGGUGCUUCAUUCGAUUUCCUCCAUCACAGCGGACAAUGUAGAGAUUUACAAAAAUUCCGUCACAAAACUAACUGACUGUAUGGACGCCAACAUCAAGUGCAUGUACACGAUCAUGGCAAAAGCGGAAGAGAUUUCCAAGGCAAUCAAACCAGCGGAAGCGUUGUCGACCAGGAUACGGGAAAUCAAGCGGCUAGUCGAUAUGUUCGAAAGUAACAUUUAGCUUAUGCGCUCCAAUUCUCUGUGUACUUUUAUUAUGUUCCUUCUUUUGGAAGUGCGAACGUUUGUAUAAACGAAAUAUGUUAUUUAUAUGGUUUGUGACUCCUUUUAAUUUAAGUAUUUAUAUUUUUAAAUCGCUUCUGAAUAUUGCGACAUGUUGAAUUCUAAC